UGUUCUCGCAUAGAUACACACAUAAACAAUUAUUUCAAAGAUUGUCGCAAGACACUUUCCGUUUAUUGCAUCAUUAUUAUCUCUGACAUCAGAAGUCUGACAUGCUCUACAUGUUAUGAAUUUUAAAUGCAGUAUAAAUUCUCUUUCCACGUAGCAUUGGUGCAAUUUUUGUAAUAAACAGUUAACACAGUAAGAACAGUUGGAAGGCAAGCAAAUACUUAAUAGAACAAGAUGAGCAGUCAGAUGACUGGUUCUCAAGUCAGACAACUCUUUGUAGACUUCUUUAAAGAGAAGGAACAUAUUUAUGUACAUUCCUCCUCAGUUGUACCUCAUGAUGAUCCAACACUUUUAUUUGCCAAUGCUGGUAUGAAUCAGUUCAAACCCAUAUUUUUGGGCAUAGUGGACCCCAACAGUGACAUGGCUAAAUACAAAAGAGUGGCGAAUUCCCAGAAAUGUAUACGUGCUGGAGGUAAACACAAUGAUUUAGAUGAUGUCGGCAAAGAUGUUUACCAUCACACGUUCUUUGAAAUGUUGGGCAACUGGUCAUUUGGAGAUUAUUACAAGAAAGAUUGUUGUGCAUGGGCUUGGGAACUAUUAGUAGAUAGAGUUGGAAUGGACAAAGACAGAUUGUAUGUUACCUAUUUUGGUGGUAAUACAGAUUUUGGAUUAGAACCUGACAAUGAAACCAAAGACAUUUGGAUUAAUCUUGGUGUUGCACCUGAAAGAGUAUUGCCAUUUGGUAUGAAAGAUAAUUUUUGGGAAAUGGGAGAGACAGGACCCUGUGGUCCAUGUACAGAGAUUCAUUAUGAUAGGAUUGGAGGUCGGGAUGCCAAACAUCUUGUCAACAUUGAUGAUCCAGAUGUCUUGGAGAUUUGGAAUCUUGUGUUCAUGCAAUAUAAUAGAGAUGCAGAUGGUUUAACAAUCCUGCCAAGACAGCACUGCGAUUGUGGAAUGGGAUUAGAACGACUGGUUUCAGUGAUUCAAAAUAAGAGUUCUAACUAUGACACAGACCUGUUUGUACCAUUCUUUGAGGCCAUACAAAAGGCUACAGGAGCUGCACCAUACCAAGGUCGUGUAGGUAAAGCUGAUACAGAUGGUAUGGACAUGGCCUACCGUGUAUUAGCCGAUCAUGCUCGAACAUUAACUAUUGCUUUGGCAGACAAUGGGCGACCUGAUAAUAUAGGUAGAGGAUAUGUACUGAGAAGAAUUUUAAGACGUGCUGUCAGAUAUGCCACAGAGAAGUUAGGAGCUAAACCUGGAGUGUUUGCUUCACUGGUUGAUGUUGUUAUUCAGACACUUGGAGAUGGUUUCCCAGAAGUUACCAAAGAUCCAGAAGGGAUCAAAGAAAUAAUAAAUGAAGAAGAAGAACAGUUUUUAAAGACAUUAAACAGAGGCAAACGGUUACUAGAGAGAACUAUUAGAAAAUUGGGAGAUACAAACUCAUUACCAGGUGAUAUAGCAUGGAGGUUGUAUGAUACUUAUGGAUUUCCUGUUGAUCUCACAGGGUUAAUGGCAGAAGAGAAAGGUCUAACUGUAGAUAUGUUAAGUUAUGAAGAAUCAAAGAAACGUUCUCAGAUAUUGUCUCAAGGAACAGGAGGAACUAUAGAUGAUAGGAUCAUGUUAGAUGUACAUUCUAUCAGUGACUUACAGAACAGAGGAGUUCCCCCAACAGACGAUUCACCUAAAUAUAAUUAUACUGCCGAUGAUGAUGGAAAUUACAAUUUUGAACCUGCCACAGGGAAGAUUAUAGCCCUUAGAUAUGAUAAACAGUUUGUAGAAGAAGUAACAACUCCUCAGGAAUGUGGUAUACUCCUAGAUAAGACCUGUUUUUAUGCUGAACAAGGAGGACAGAUCUAUGAUGAGGGAUUUAUUGUAAAGGAAAAUGAUGAGGAAAUAGAAUUUAAAGUGAAGAAUGUACAAGUACGAGGAGGUUAUGUAUUACAUGUAGGACACAUAGAAGGCACAUUACGAGUGGGAGAUGUUGUUCAGUUAACUAUAGACAAUACAAGAAGAAGUUCUGUAAUGAAGAAUCACACAGGUACACACAUGUUAAACUUUGGUCUUCGAGAAGUUUUAAAGGAGGCUGACCAAAGAGGAUCUUUAGUAGCUCCUGACAGACUCCGAUUUGAUUUUACUGCAAAAGGUGCAAUGUCUGUAAAAGAUGUUAAAACUGUUGAGGAUAUUGUUAACAACUUGGCUUCAAAAAAUGAAGCAGUAUUUGCUAGAGAGACUCCAUUAUCUGAUGCCAAAUCUAUACAGGGGUUGAGAGCUGUCUUUGAUGAGGUUUAUCCAGAUCCAGUAAGAGUAUUAUCUAUAGGUAUAUCAGUUGAAGACUUAGUUAAAGAUCCAAUGGGACCAGGGGCUUCUCUCACAAGUGUAGAAUUCUGCGGAGGAACGCAUUUACGAAGAGCUGGACAUAUAGGAAAACUAGUCAUUGUGUCUGAAGAGGCUAUUUCCAAAGGAAUCAGAAGAAUUAUAGCUGUUACUGGUACAGAAGCCCACAAGGCUUGGCAUAAGGUAGCUGUCCUAGAAAAGAGUAUUAAUGAGUUGAAGCAGGAGAUAGACAACAGAUUACAGAGUAAAGAUGUUUCUGUCAAGAAUUUAACAAAACUUAUAGUACAAGUUGAUGAUGAAAUUUCACAGUCAGUGAUCCCCUAUUGGAAGAAAGAUAGCUUGAGAGGUGAACUGAAACCUCUAAGGAAGAAAAUGGAUGACUUGGACAAAGCCAGAAAAGCUGCUGUUAUGGAUGAGGUGGUGCAGGAAACAAAGAAGAUGAUAGAGGCCAGUCCAAAUGAGAAAUUUGUUGUUCAUGAGUUCAAGGCUGGAUCAAUAGCUAAAGCUUUAGAUGGUGCAAUGAAACAGUACAAAGCCCUGAGUCCAGAGACUGCAGCAAUGUUCUUCUCAGUUGACAGAGAGGCCAAUAAAAUUAUAUGUAUGAGCUCUGCUCCAAAGUCAUCAAUAGCUGCCGGACUGAGUGCUAAAGCCUGGGUGACAGAGAUUGCACCACUUAUCAGUGGUAAAGGUGGUGGCAGUGAUGCUUCAGCACAAGCCACAGGUUCAAGUUGUGAUGCUCUACAGGAUGCUUUACAAACUGCCAGAAAAUUUGCUCAGAUGAAGUUGUCAUGACGACAGGAUACUAUUUAUUAGAACAUAAUUUAUUUUUGAGAUUUUUUCUUUAAAAUCAUGUGCAAAAAACAGUCAAUAAUUUGUUAUUUUGAUUUUUGUAAAUUUAAUGCAAAAAGAGACAGUUAUAUUGUCAUUUACUACACAUUGAAUUUAUGUCUUACUUUAAUCUUGCUUUAUGGGUUGGAAAAUUUCAAUAUAUUUUUGUUAUGCAAAUUGUAUGGUUAUUGUU
Molecule: messenger RNA, 3355 nt
Organism: Mytilus californianus (California mussel)
Lineage: Eukaryota; Metazoa; Mollusca; Bivalvia; Mytilida; Mytilidae
Product: alanine--tRNA ligase, cytoplasmic-like
Exons: 23
Coding region: 232-3126 (964 amino acids)
Biological process (GO): tRNA modification; alanyl-tRNA aminoacylation
Cellular component (GO): cytoplasm; mitochondrion
Molecular function (GO): amino acid binding; aminoacyl-tRNA deacylase activity; nucleic acid binding
Source: RefSeq, a predicted model, not a curated record